Linepithema humile (Argentine ant) is the source of this 3593-nucleotide messenger RNA. RefSeq names its product adenomatous polyposis coli protein-like. The record is from RefSeq and is a predicted model, not a curated record. Gene Ontology annotation, biological process: cell migration; nervous system development; positive regulation of protein catabolic process. Gene Ontology annotation, cellular component: catenin complex; cytoplasmic microtubule; beta-catenin destruction complex. NCBI's taxonomy places the organism in Eukaryota, Metazoa, Arthropoda, Insecta, Hymenoptera, Formicidae. Gene Ontology annotation, molecular function: beta-catenin binding; microtubule binding; gamma-catenin binding.
GUAUGCAUAGCUGUUAAAGUAGUGUCAUUGGAAUGUUGUCGGUUUGGUUCUGCAACGGUUGUUAGGCUUUGUGUGUACAAUUUCAUACGAGGCUCAAUAUCAUUGUUGAAACUACCGUUAUAAAUUAAUGCAAAUUACCUUGUUUAAUUCUGUGAUCACUUUCGUGCAAAAGUUCUCGAUUUUCUUUUUAUAUAGGCAAUGCAUCUCGCUUAAUCUCCCUGUUCAGAAUCGUUAAUAUGAAUAUGAACGGCACGGAAGACGCGUAUGACGAGGAUAUAAAUGAUCAACCAGUCGAUUACAGCAAGAAAUACAUCGAGAGAAAUGCACCGCCGCAAAACCGCCUGGCCGAUGAGUCGCAGACGAGUCGCCGCGUCUCAAAAAAGGAGUUCGACGAGCGCGACUCCAAGGUGGACCUGUUCAGUGACUAUGCCGAAACCGAUCUCGAUCAGCCGACGGAUUACAGUUUACGAUACGGUGCCGAGGGCGAUACUGAUGAAGAGGAGAAGCAGAGCACCGAGUAUUUUCCUGGCAGCGAGCAAGAGGAUACCAUCAAAACUUAUUGUACGGAAGGUACACCAUACGAAACUCCUUUCAAUUUCUCCACCGCCACUUCUAUGUCAGAUCUUCGAGACAUGAAAGAGAGCGAUCUCCUAAAGAAGAUGCCGAAGAAAACAAUUGAGAUGACCAGCAAAAGUCCUGUGUCCUUUAUCGAAGAAACCAGGACAAUUGACUGCGAUGAACAAGACAAUCUGAUAACGAAAGAGCUUGAGGAAGAAAACCCGAAGGAUACAGCAGUUCUUAAUCCUGGACAAGUAACACCGGAAAAGAUAGUAAGUUAUUAUGAGGAAGAGGGAACGUUGCAAGGUUUCUCUCGCGCCAAUUCGCUCAAUUCUCUGAACAGUGCAGUGACCUCUCAGAAUGACAUUACAGGAAUUAUGUCAAAAGUAGAUUCACCACCUUCUGCAAAUAAGGAAGAAUUGGAAAAUGAAAAUCAUAACGAUGCUCUAACAUUAAGCAAUAAUCAAAUAGAAUUGUCUUCAGAAAAUGACAACUCUUCAGAAAACAAGAAUAAUUCUCGUGUGCUGGAUAAAGAAGGAAAAAUGGUAACAUUUGGUGGCCAAGAUUACUAUGUAGAAGAAACACCUUUAAUGUUUUCAAGAAGUAGCUCGCUUGGCUCUUUGAGUGGAUUCGAACAACAUUCCAUCCAUGAUGAUCGUAGUUCUGUAAUUAGCGAUUUCAGUCGCAGGACCAGCGGUGUAGUCUCUCCCAGUGAAUUGCCAGACUCACCCACGCAAACAGUUUUAUCCAGUCCACGUAAUCAUAAAGCCCACAAUGCUGAGUUUCCAUCAAAGAUACAAGAAGAAGCAGUAAGACCAUCACUCCGACAUUUAUCUUUUACUAAACCGCAGAUUGCGAGGAAUAGUGUUUUUGAAGAUGAAUUUGCCACUUUCAAAGAAGAAUCAACACCAAUUGAAUUUUCUGGUGCAACAAGUCUAAGCUCCCUUACAAUUGACGAUGAAGUCAAAAUAUCGAACGAUUCCAAAACGUAUUGUAGACCGGAAAAAGCGUCCGAUGCAGAUGAAAAAGAUAUUCAUAAACUCGAGGCAGAUAUGCGUAAUGUGACAAUAAGCGGUUUUGAGAAUAAAGUGAAAGAGGAACAAGUAAGCGACGGUGAUGAAGAUGACGAUAUAUUAGCUGCUUGUAUUAAUAUGGGAAUGCAAACCAACAGAUACAGGCAGUCUUCGAAAUCGCUCAAUUCUCAAAAGUCCACGCAAUCAGAGUCGUCGAGUAUCUUAGAAUCAUAUCAGCGAAAUUCUAUUCCAAACAGAUUGGAAUCACACGCGACUCCUGUCGAAACGUCUAUCAAUCCACCAAAAACGAAUAGAGCUACAAUAGAGAAUGUUGCUUCAGACACAGUGCACGUGUAUUGUACAGAAGAUACUCCCGCAGAUAUCUCUCCAAUGGGAUCUCUAUCCAAUCUGUCGGCUCUCUCAAUGCCGAGUGUACAAGAGGAUGUAGAGAAUAUCGAGCAAGACAAAUCAGCUGAGAUUGAUUGUCACGGAAAUGAUUUAUUCGAUGAGAGUGCCAAUCUUUCGGGCGAAGAUGAGAAAAUAUUAAAUGAAUGCAUUCAAUCGGGCAUGCCUAAGGCGAGGCAAAUAAGCCCACCUGUAACAAGCAGCAUCUCGUUCGUCAAAAAAUCUGAAAGAUUAUCGCACAAGUUUAAUAUAUGUGGUACUCCGUCAUCUUCACCCGUUGACACGAGUCACGGGAAUAAGAAUCCUAUACUGAACUCUAAACCACCAAGCGAAUCGUUGAGAUAUUCUGAGGAAUUUUCUGACGACAGUCCAAAUCAUUCAGAGGAUGAAGCAAUCUUGACAGAAUGCAUACAAUCUGCAAUGCCAAAGGCAAAAUGCAGUGCAUCACCGUUAACCAGAUCAUCGCCAUUACCGCAAAUUGAAAAUUCUAAAACGAUGAAUAUGCGAACGCCCUCCACUUCGUCAGCGUAUUUUCAACCAAGAUAUGUGGAGCAAAGAAAGAGUGUGACGAAGAAGGUUUUACCUUUCGAAGACAAUAUUGAGCUUUCUGAAGAAGAGGAAGAUAUUAUGUUAGCACAGUGCAUUAGGUCUGGAAUGCCAAAAGCUCUAAAUUCUAUGCCUACAACGAUGCCAUUCGUCCAUCCACAGACCAGUUCUGUGCCGUCUGCAGCUAAAAAAUUCGAGCCGUGCUCGAGAACUACAAGGAAUUUUCCUGCUCCUUCGCCUCCUUCCUACUUUGUGAGCAAAUCUGAUGCUCCUAGAAAUGCCACGCCUCACUCACCGUCGAUGUACAAAUCUGUGAAUAUUAACACUGCGGACCCGCGUUAUGCCAGAAAUGUAUCGAGCAAUUUUAAUUGCUUUCCCGGAAGAGCGACAAGCAGUGCGGCACAAACCUCGGGUCAGACAUUAAGAAAUUGUGAUAAUGGUGCGCGCGAGAGGAUAAACAAUUCACCGUGUUGCGCACGAAGAUCGCCGCUUCGUUAUGUGGAGAGUGAAAAUAGCAACACCUCUGUCAACAAUCUCUGUGUGUCUGUGCGAUCUCGCGUGGUGAAGUGCGGCCCGUCGAUUUUUAGGGCAGAAAACAAUGAUUGCACGUGUAGAAAUACAAUGAAGUCGAGCGCGAUGCCCUCGCGCCACAGUUCGGCGAGCUCUCUUAACGAAGAAGCUUCCACGGAGGAGUGGGCCCUGCUAGAAUUGUGCAUCACUUCCGGCAUGCCUAGAAACAAGUAUCGCGUUAAGGCAACUAGAUCUAGCGAGGGUGCGAUCCCUAACGGUCAUGACGAUUGUGAGGCAGUGCCGGAGGACAAUUAUUCGGUGCGUAGUUACAACUCUUACAUCUGCAAAACGUAACAUUCGGCUGUUGCGUGUGCUUUGACGGAAUUGUUGACGACAUGAUGUAUAAAUUGUAUAUUAUAAAGACUGAAUAUUUUUUUAUGUAUUCAUAAAAAAGUGCUUACGUUCAACGAAUUUGAUUAAGUUAAAUAUACACUGUGAAUUAAUUAAUACAAAAAUGUUAUCCAUGUAGCUGUGAUAAACAUUUUUGAAACUAUUUAGAUA